GCCGAGUAGAUCCGAUUGAAGAGCACACCUGAAGUGUCUAUUAAUAGUUAGCAACAUCAUCACAGAAUUUUAGAAAUUUAUAAAACCAUAAUGUGUACAAUACAUUGAUUUGAGGCAUUUUUUCUGCAAAUUUUUCCUAUACAAGAAUGAGACCAUUGAUGUUAAUCUGCUAAUAAGAAAGAAUUGUUAGUGAGAGCUUUGUCGACAAAGAUUUAGAUUCACCAUGACAAAACUUGAUACAGAAUUCCAGCUUCUUCUCUCAAAAAUCAGUGAUAAUUUGACCUCAGAGGAUGUCAAAAGUUUGAGAUUUUUGUUAAAAGCUGAGAAUAAAAUUCCAGUUCAAAAUCUAGAUGCAGCAACAUCAGGGGAAGACAUUUUCCAUUUAAUGACAAAACAUGGCCUUUUGUCAAAAACAAAGACAGACCUAUUGAUAAAUUUUUUGAAAGAAAAGAACUUGCAGCCACUUGUAAAUGAGCUGGAGAAAUUUAAAACAGAAAAUGAAGAAGAACUGUCACAACCAGUGGAAGGUCCCUGUAAUAUACAAGAAGACAUGGUUGUGGAACAUUUUAUGGAAACCACCAAGUUAGUAGAGCUGACAUCUAAAAUGGAAAUGGAAAACUUUGCUGUCCUUUCAGGUUUAACUGGAUGUGGGAAAACCCAGUUGGCCUUGUCCUUUGCCUGUAAUUUUCAUAAAGACCAUGUAAAAAGCAUUUGUUGGAAGAUAUUUUGUAAGGAUGAGAUAACAUUAAUGAACUCUUUGAAGAAACUAGCAGAUAAAUUAGGUCUUGAGAAAGAGAGUACACAGAAGGAAAAUAUUGAUAACGAGGAUUCUCUGGAUGAACUACGAAAAUUAAUUCAAAAAGAAUUGCUUAAAAAUAAUGAUGGUCCAAAUUUGAUCAUAUUGGACUAUGUCACAGAGGAAACAAAAAUUCAAUGUCAGAAAUUGAAAGACGCUCUUUUGAAACUGAAUGUGAAAGUAAUUGUAACAACUUGGGAUUCAACAUUUUGUGACACAGAAAACAUCAUCAUAGUCAAUGGCUUCUCAGAAGACGAAGCAGUUGUGUUUUUACAAAACAAGAAGAAAGAACUGAAUUCAAAAGAGGAAAAAAGUUAUAGAGAGUUGGCACAAAUGCUAGGUAACCAUCCAUUAUUACUGUAUGGAGCAAGGAGUUGUAUGGCUUCGUCAAAUCAAACACCGAAGAAAUUCAUCAAAUAUUUACGAGGAAGCAAAUCGUCUGAAAUGGAUAAGUUUGUAAGAUCCGUAUCCAGAAAUGGAGAAGUCUUUAAAAUAUUGCAGGAAUAUUUAGAAAUCUUAAAGAAUGAUUAUGGAGAAGAUGUUUUUGAUAUGGUGCAAGCCUUGCAAUUUUUUGCUCUGGAAGAUAUACCUGUCCUUCUGUUUGAUUUCUUUCCUACAAGAAAACAGAAUCAUCAAGGAUUCAACACUACAAACUUCAUUCAAGCCAUCAAAAAGUUUUCAUUUGGUAUCGUGAGGGGAGUUGAUGAUGACCGAUUUAUUACAACACACUUAGCUGUUGUGAAAACUAUAGAAGAGUCGAUGUCAGAUGAAGAAAAAGCUAAACUUAUCAAAAAUAUCUUGACAGCUUUGAUGUGGCUUAUGGACAAAGAUAAUUAUAAUGCAAAUGAUUAUGACAGGAAUUAUCGUCUGCUACCCCAUGCUAUAUCAGUAUUACAACAUGUUAAAAAAUUGCGAGCAGAAAAUCUGAAUCUCUUGUGUGAUUUUGAAUCAAAUGUGCUCUUGGCUUAUGUGUAUGACAUAGUUGGGUACACAUACAAUUUUUUCGGAAUUUUGAAAAAUGCCGGGGAACAUUCAACAGCUGCCAAAGAAGCAUGUUUUGCCAUAAUAGGUAUAUCAGAAGAAGAAAUUGAAAAACAGGUCAUGCAAAGAUGCUGUCGUGACGACCAUCAUAGAACAUGGGAAAAAUUUGCAGAAGAGGAAGCAGUCAUUAUAUUUAAACAAAUUAAAGUUCAGAUUGGUGAUGAUGACAAAAAUGCACUUUUGUGCAAAAUGGCAAAACAGUUUGCAUUGAACAAAUAUAGGGGUCAAGAUCACAUAAAAAAACUUGAAGAAUAUUUAGAAGAUGAACUUGAAGAAGAGUAUCGUUUGACAGAAAGAGAAUAUAAAGACCUUUGUAAACAACAUCUUGCGUUGCCAGAAGAUCAGAUUGGGGGCAUAUUUUUAUUUGAACUUGUAUUACAAGUUUUUUAUACAUAUGGAAGGAGAAUUUUCUAUUUGGGUGAUGCUUUUGAGAAAGAUUUGGCAAGGUCCUUUACUCAUUCUUUGUUUUUGGCAAAGGCAUUAGGUCAAAGAAUUGCCAGUGAAUAUCCAGAGUGGAAGGUUCUCUAUGUCAUGCUUACAGAACUUAGUGGAACCUUGCAGCUAAGAUUUGAAGACAAAGCAGAUCUUCAACUUAAAACAUUGGAAAAUCUUGAAGAUGCAGCUGAACGGUUUAAGAGAUUAUUAGAAUACAAUUCUGAAAACUUUAAUUAUGGAGUAAUAAAAUCUGGACCAGAAAAUGCACAGCAUGUGCAUAUUUGCUGCAAACGUUUGGUGAAGUGUUACACUAGCAUGACCGAGAUAACAUCAGACGAAGCAAAAUUGAAAGAAAUACAUGAAAAGGGUGACAAAUACAAAGACAUGCUGAAUAUUACACAGUCUUCAUGUAGAGCUGUCACAGCUGCGAAUUUAAGAAUGGCAGAAUUUUCCUUACGUCGGGGAAACUACGAAGAUGCUGAAAUGAGAUUUAAAGUUGUUGCGCCAGAGGAUAUGAUAGAAUAUGAUCAGGAGAUUAAAUCAGCAAAAUUCACUCACCAUGAACUUAAAGCUCUAAAGGGACUAGCUAAAUGUUAUUCAUUAAGUGGUCAAACAGAAUCCGCCAAAACACUAGCCAAUAGAAUACAGAUCAGACUAGGAUUGGCCAAGGAAUAUGAAGAAUUAGGACAUUUUAAUAAUUUAAUGCAGAAGUUGGGAUUGUCUUCUGUAGUAAAGUCAAAAUAAGGAAAAUAGCUAGGAAUUUGUAUUUCUGAAAUUUACCAUGUAAAGGAACCUAUUUUUAAGUUUUCUAAUGUUCAUAUUUUGUUUUUGUUGCAAGUAAGAACAUUUUGUCUGACUGAAGGCCAAAUUUUCUUCAUAAUGGUGUGUUUCAUGCCAAAAUUUUACAUUUAUUAAAUGCUUUUAUAUGAAAAAAAACUAGGUUUUUUUAGGGUAAAAAUUGAAUGAAAUGCAAUAAAAAUAUAUAUGUUAAUGCCUUGAUAUCUUUUGAUACUUUGAUAUUUUUGAAUUUUUGUAACAAAGAUCUUUUUUCAAUCAAAUGAUAAAAGUGGAAAAUAGCUAGGAAUUGUAAAUAUUCUGUGUCGUAUUUCUGAAAUUUACCAUGUUAUGGAACCUGUUGUUAUGUCUAAUGUUUGUUUUUUGUUUUUUUUGUUGCAAGCAAGAAUUUUUUUUUGGCUGAAGGCUAUUUUUUCUUUAUAUGAGUAUGUUUCAUGCCAAUAUUUUUCAUUUAUUAAAUGCUUGUAUAUUCAGGAAAACUAGUUUUUUUAGGGUAAAGAUUGCAUGAAAUGGAAUAAAACCCUUUAAAUGUUACUGCCUUGAUAUCUUUUGAUAUUUUGAUAUUUUUGCCUUUUAUUUGCAAAGGUUUUUUACAACCAAAUAGAUAAAAGAGGAUAUUCUGCAUCAUAUUUCUGAUAUUUUUCCAAUUAUUGGAUUUUUUUUAUCAUGUUUAUGUUUAAUGUUAUUAUUAUACCCCUGCUCUGAAGGAGGGGAAUGUAAUUAGCUCACCUUUCCGAAAAGGAAAUGUGAGCUUUUGCCAUCACUUGGCGUCCUCCGUCGUCAGUCCGGUGUAAACUAUUUCAAAGAUCUUCUCCUCUGAAACUACUGAACCAAUUUCAAACAAACUUAAGCUGAAUGAUCCUUAGGGUAUCUAGUAUAAAGUUUUUGUUUUAUUUUCUGUUUCGUCAAGAAACAUGGCUGCCAUGGAUAAAAAUAGAACAUAGGGGUAAAAUGCAGAUUUUGGCUUAUAUCUCAAAAACUAAAGCAUUUUUAGCAAAUCUGACAUGGGGUAAAAGUGUUCAUUAGGACAGAACUACCUGCACUGAAAUUUUUUUUAUACCCUGUCUCUGAAGGAGUGGAUAUACUAUUCUGUAAGUAUGCCAGUCCCAUAAAAUUUCGGUCACAUUUUUCUCAGGGACUACAAACUAGAGCUUCUAGAAAUUUGGUAUAAAGCUUCAUGUGAGUCUGUAUUACUGUAUCAUGCAUUUCAAAAUGUAUCACUUAUUAACUUCCUGUUUACUGAAUAUAUUCUUACACAUAAUAUUAUGGCCAUGUAUGAAAUUUUGAAUGAUUUCAACUACAAAUCAAGGCUUUCUGAAAUUUGAAGCAAGAUUCUUUUGAGCAUUCUUUUGACUUUAAUUAUUUAUCCCUUGUAAUUUUUUAUUAACUGUGUAUUUGCAUACAGGUGUCACAGGUCAAAUUUAUUCGUUCAUUGUGUGUUAAUUUACGCUUUUUGAUUGAGUUAAGCCUUCCAAUUGAUAUUUUAUAGUGUGUUUUUCUAUGUUGUGAUGUUAAACUAUUGUUUCAGAAAAGGGAGAAGGUUUGGUACCAUUAAAAUUUUAAUCCCGUUGCAAAUGUUUGCACCUGUCCUAAGUCAGGAAUCUGAUUACAGUAGUUGUCGUCUGUUUAUGUAGUUCAUAUGUGUUUCUUGUUUCUCGUUUUUAUAUAGAUUAGACCAUUGGUUUUUCCGUUUGAAUGGUUUUACACUAGUAAUUUUUUGGGGCGAUUUAUAGCUUGCUGUUCGGUGUGAGCUAAUGCUCCGUGUUGAAGGCCGUACCUUGACCUAUAAUGGUUUACUUUUAUAAAUUGUAACUUGGAUGGAGAGUUGUCUCAUUGGCACUCAUACCACAUCUUCCUAUAUCUAUGAUAUAUUACAAAGAAGCAGAUCCAGGAAUUUUAAAAGGGGCAUAAUUUCAAAAAUAAAAGUAUAUAUGGUAAUUAUAUGGUAUAAUAUAUAUACUGACAAUUGGAGUGAGGCCAAAAUAUUUUUGGAAGCUUUUAUGCAAAAAAAAUAAAAAUUUCCGAACAAAGGAGGGGUAUGGCCUCUAUGCACCCCUAAAUCCACCAUUGCUAUAUGAUGCAUAUUUCCACAUCCGUCACCUAUCGGCUUCUUGUUCAAGGAAUACUUAUAGUCAUGUAUCAUUAUUGAUCCAGACCCUCAAAUAUGUUUACGAAAUAAUUCCUUCAUGUCAUUCUCUAUGCUCAUUUCAACAUGGGUAGGCAUUAUAUUUGUCGCUAUUUUACACUUUGCGUUUAGAAGGUGUAAAAUAUGGUCAAAUAUAAUGCCUACCCAUGUUAAAAUGAGCAUAGAGCAUGACAUGAAGGAAUUAUUUCGAUUCUAAUAGAAAAAAUACGGUUAUUUUUAUAGGUCAAAGCAUACGAAAAUACCUUUAGGAAUGUUUGGCUAGUCCCAUUUUCUCUCCAUUAAUUGUGUACAUUACAUUUUCAUAUUUGAUAAGAUUAAAAGCUAAUAGCAGGGUAAAUGUAUGAUGUUUUAAUAACAAUAUAUAUAUAUAUACAUAAUCAAAUUUUAUUUAAGCAGAUAAAAAAAAAGAUAAAUAUAUAAAUUAUAUAUUUUAUUAGGAUAAAAAUGAAAAUAACGAGAAUGUGAACAGUAAAUUUGUGCGCAUGUGUCAAAUAUAUUUGGUGCUAAAUAGAACAUAUUUGUUUAAAAAGGGUAAUAAGGAUGUCAUAUUAGAAUUGAUGAUUAAUACUGGCCAAUCAGAGUGACAGUUGUUAUUGAAAUAAAAAAAUGAAUAACAUUAAGACGUUUAUAAUUAUAAUGUGCAAUUAUGUAGUCUGCUUGGACUAGACAUUUAUUAAACAAUCCUUCUCAAUUAAAUCAUGGAUUCAUUCAAACAAUCAAGAUGGCUGCCUCAACGCAAAUAAAAGAACUUUUUUUUCUGCUUUUAGAAAUAUGGAUUGGUGGACAGUUAUUUUUAUUUUUUUAUGUAAUUUUUCUUUCAUUGCAUUUUAUAUAGUGUAAGACAUUUUUCUGAUUUGUGUUGGGGUUUAGUUAUAUAGAUGUUUGUUUUUUUAUGAAACUACUGUAUUCCAUUGUGUAUAUAUAAUCAAUGAUAAUUAUUGAUAAAUAUUUUUAUAAACUUUUAGGUUUAGAUGUGCCAUACGUUAGUUUUUGUGUUUUAUAAACUUUUAAGUUUAGAUGUGCCAUACGUUAGUAUUUGUAUCUUAUAAAUUUAAUAAACUGCAGAUAUCUUUUGAUAAUUGA
Molecule: messenger RNA, 6296 nt
Organism: Mytilus californianus (California mussel)
Lineage: Eukaryota; Metazoa; Mollusca; Bivalvia; Mytilida; Mytilidae
Exons: 6
Coding region: 224-3016 (930 amino acids)
Biological process (GO): regulation of apoptotic process
Molecular function (GO): protein binding; ADP binding
Source: RefSeq, a predicted model, not a curated record